Ananas comosus (pineapple) is the source of this 3246-nucleotide messenger RNA. Its product is annotated as chaperone protein ClpD2, chloroplastic-like. Gene Ontology annotation, molecular function: ATP binding; ATP hydrolysis activity. The record is from RefSeq and is a predicted model, not a curated record. Gene Ontology annotation, biological process: cellular response to heat. Lineage: Eukaryota; Viridiplantae; Streptophyta; Magnoliopsida; Poales; Bromeliaceae. The transcript has 12 exons. Bases 245 to 3103 code for a protein of 952 amino acids. Gene Ontology annotation, cellular component: cytoplasm.
CCCUUGCCUUGCCGUUCCCUCUUUCUUUUCUUCCCUCGCUUUUCUCCCGCCCUGCGCUCCCUCCUUCCUUCCGAACCAUUAGCUUGCUCCGACUUGAUCCCUAGGGAAAGCACAAACUGAAUGAAAAACAAGUAACGAAAUAAGGAAUAAAUUCUACGCUAACAGAGGAGAGAAAAGCACAUGUAUACAACGCAAGAAGAAGAAGAAGAAGAAGAAGAAGAAGAAGGAGGAGGAGGCUUCUUCGAUGGAGGCAUGCUGUAGUCGCUCCUCCUCCUCUUUCUCUUCUUCCGUCCUCCCCGUCCAUUCCAGCUGCUGCCGAAGCAUCCUCCAGCUCAGACUUGCUCCCGCCGCCCUCCACCUCCCUCCCUCGGCCCUGCGCCUCAGCAGCUGCUCCGUCGUCGCCGGCCGCCUCCUCCCACUCGCCUUCGCCCCUCCUCAUACGGCUCGCCCUCAUCGCCGUCGAGGGCCCGUCACCGCCGUCUUCGAGCGCUUCACGGAGCGCGCGCUGAAGGCCGUCGUCUCCUCCCAGCGCGAGGCCCGGUCCCUCGGCGACGACGCCGUCCGCACGCACCACCUCCUCCUCGGCCUCGUCGCCGUCGACCCCUCCCCCCUCGGAUUCCUCGACUCCGGCAUCACCCUCGACCGCGCCAGGGACGCCGUCCGGGCCUUAUGGGCCACCAAGCCGUCACCAUUUCCGCCGUCGCCGCCGCCGCCGCCGCCCCUCCCCCCUCCCUCCGUGGCCGCCUACUUGCCCUUCUCCGCCAGCUGCAAGCGAGCGUUCGAGGCCGCCGUCGACUUCUCCGUCGGCAUGGGCUCUAAUUUUGUAUCCCCCGAGCACAUUGCCGUCGGCCUCUUCGUCGCCGACGACGGCAGCGCUGCCCAGGUCCUCAAGAGCUUAGGAGCAGACCCCAAUCACCUCGCUUCUGUGGCUUUCUCUAGGCUUCAAGGGGAACUAAUGAAAGAUGGUAGACAAUCCGCCGCAUCUUCUGAAAUAAUACAUGCAAAACCUCCUGCCAGAAAGGCUGCACACUUAAAAUCUUUCCAGAAAAGCCAAGGGAAAAGCGCAUUAGCACAAUUCUGUGUAGAUCUAAAUGCACGGGCUGGCGACGGGCUUGUCGAUCCCGUAAUUGGCCGGGAUGCCGAGAUCCAAAGAAUUGUUCAAAUCUUAGGCCGACGAAGGAAAAACAAUCCAAUCCUUUUGGGUGAACAAGGUGUUGGUAAAACAGCAAUUGCCGAAGGCUUAGCGCUUCGCAUCACCAGUGGAGAUGUUCCUAUUUUUCUUCUGGAGAAGCGCAUAAUGUCACUGGAUGUUGGUUUGCUUAUAGCAGGUUCAAAAGAGAGAGGAGAGUUAGAAGCCAGGCUUACUGGUUUACUAAAAGAAGUUAACAAAGCGGGCGAUGUUAUUCUCUUCAUUGACGAGGUUCAUAAUCUUAUCGGAACUGGCGCGGUUGGGAGAGGAAACAAGGGGUCAGGUCUUGAUAUGGCUAACUUAUUGAAGCCUUCUCUUGGCAGAGGUGAACUGCAGUGCAUUGCAUCUACAACAGUUGAUGAGCACAGGACACAUUUUGAAAACGAUAAAGCUUUCGCUCGCCGCUUCCAGCCAGUGUUCAUAAAUGAGCCUAGUCGGGAGGAUGCUGUGAAAAUAUUGCUGGGCCUACGUGAAAAAUAUGAAAUUUAUCACAAGUGCAAAUACACGUUAGAAGCCAUAAAUGCUGCGGUAUACUUGUCAGCUAGAUAUAUUCCUGACAGACAUCUCCCUGAUAAAGCUAUUGAUCUCAUCGAUGAAGCUGGUAGUAGAGCUCGUAUGGAUGCAUUCAAGAGGAAAAAGGAAGAGCAGGCUUCUGUACUGUCCAGGCCACCCAAUGAAUACUGGCAGGAGAUUAGAGCUGUCCAGGCAAUGCAUUACGCGGUACCAGCAAAUAAAUUUAAAUAUUCUCCAAAUAAUAGCAACAAUAAGAACAAUAAUGCAGUGCUUGACCGCAAGAAGGGCAAACCAUCUAUUUCAUCCGCAUUUCAUGAUAAAGAAUCUGUUGUUGUUGGAGCAGAGGAGAUAGCCAAAGUUGCUUCUUUGUGGUCUGGAAUACCUGUUCAGCAUCUGACGGCAGAUGAAACAAAGCUUCUUUUAGGCUUAGAGCAGGAACUUAGAAAGCAUGUUAUUGGUCAAGAUGAUGCUAUUAGGACCAUAUCUCGAGCUGUGAAGAGAUCACGUCUUGGCCUGAGUGAUCCUGACAGACCAAUUUCUGUGUUGCUCUUCUGUGGUCCAACUGGAGUUGGUAAAACAGAGCUCAUUAAAGCAUUUGCAAGGAGCUAUUUCAGAUCGGAGGAAGCUGUGCUACGGUUGGAUAUGAGUGAAUAUAUGGAACGGCAUGCAGUAAGCAAGCUGAUAGGAUCUCCUCCAGGGUACAUAGGCUAUGAAGAUGCUGGUACUUUGACGGAGCCAGUCCGGAGAAGACCAUUCUCAGUAAUAUUGCUUAAGGAAAUAGAGAAAGCUCACCCCAGUAUAUUAAAUAUCCUGCUGCAGAUAUUUGAAGAUGGACACCUGACUGACUCUCAGGGGAGGACAGCUUCGUUCAAAAAUACGCUGAUUGUCAUGACAUCAAAUAUUGGUUCUGCAUCAAUUAUCAAGGGAAGGCGCGGCAUAGGUUUCUUUACUGCAGAAGAUAAGAACUCGAGCUCAUAUGCUGCAAUGAAAUCCAUAGUGAUGGAGGAAUUAAAAUCAUAUUUCCGGCCUGAAUUACUCAAUCGAAUCGACGAGGUGGUUGUGUUCCGACCUUUGGAAAAAACCCAGAUGCUGGAGAUUUUCAAAAUAAUGGUGCAAGAAGUGAAGAGCAGGCUCUUAUCCCUAGGGAUUCAUCUAGAGUUGUCUGAUGCUGUCAUGGAUUUGGUGUGCAAGCGAGGGUACGAGAAGAGCUACGGUGCGCGAUCUCUGAGGAGGGCUGUCACCUGUCUGAUCGAGGAUGUGAUUAGUGAAGCUAUUCUUCGCAGAGAUUGUAAACCUGGGGACACCAUUAUGUUAGAUGUGAAUUCCUCGGGGAAGACUUUUGUGAGACAGUGGCCUGAUCAGACCAUCCAGUUGUCUGACCCGACGUCAACAGCCAUUUAGUAGCCCUCUUACAAGUGUAUAUUCCUACUUCUAACAGGCAAGGUUAUUCUUUCUUGUACAGGUGCCAAUUGAGUUCUUGUAAAUGGUAGAAUAGAAAUGCUUAUAGAUAAAAGAGUAAAAAUUCUGUAGAAUAUAUCCGGUCA